CAGGCGCAUUCCUCUGGUUCCGUGGUGGGAAUCGAACGCCGCUGCGGGUUUGAGCAGGAAUGACGCUACUUUACUGCACCGCUGCAAAGCUGCGGCACAUGACAGCGCCGCGCACGUAACAUGGGCCUCGCAGGAGAUGGCAGCUACCUGUCUGCUGUUACACCUGAUGUCAUGACGCGUCUGCGGACAUUCCCUUGACAACCGCGGAUCGGAUACCAAUAUUCAGGGUCCAUCAUGCCCAUCACGCUGCUGUGGGCCGUGGACGUGUACGGCCGGGUCUACAGCCUCUCCACAGCCGGCCAGCGCUGGGAGCGUGCAGACGACAUGCUGCUGGAGCUGAAGCGUAUUACUGCGGGGAAGGGCCGCUGCUGGGGCAUCGGCUGUGACCACCGUGUUUACCUCAACAUGAUGCCCAGUGAGACGCCCAUCCGCUACAGGGAAGAGACCUAUGAAAACCAGAGGUGGAACCCGGUGGACGGCUUCACUGACACGCUGCUGCCCACCGACCGCUGGCCGUGGAGUGACGUGACUGGGAUGAAUCCUCAACCGCUCCACAGCUUCCAGUUGCCCUCCCGCAGCUGGGAGUGGGAGGGAGACUGGUAUGUGGAUCAGAGCUGUGGAGGGGAACCCAGCCAGACUGGGGGCUGGGAGUAUGCAGUCGAUUUCCCAGCCAACUUCUCCCCGGACAAGAAGUGGAAUUCCUGUGUUCGGCGCAGGCGUUGGAUCCGCUACAGGAGAUACAUCGCACAAGGCACCUGGGCAAAGAUCCCAUUGGACCAUCCCAGGAAACCUCCGCUGCCGCUCUGUGACAUCAGCUGCGGUGGCUGGGAGAUGAGCGACCAGUCUGGAAGGUAUCCCUACCUCUGGGGUGUGUCCCAACAAGGACAGGUGUGGUUCAGGGAGGGCAUCCACCCUCGGGUGCCAGAGGGCUCCAGCUGGGAGGAAGUGGACGUGCCCAAGGAGGUGGCUCAGUUAUCAGCUGGACCUGGAGACCUGCUGUGGGCUUUGCUCUGGGAUGGAAACCUGCUGGUCCGUACCGGCCUCAACCUGGACAGUCCCACUGGCACUUCGUGGGUCGAGGUGGAGUCUCCAGUUAAGGAGGUUGAAGCGCUUCAUGUGGCUGUUGGAGUCAGUGUGGUCUGGGUGGUCACUAAGGAUUUCAAGGUGUGGUUCCGGCGGGGUGUGAACUCUCACAACCCCUGUGGCUCUGGCUGGAUCAGUAUCGGAGGGGAAAUGAUGAUGGUGGAUGUCGGACUCAACGACCAGGUGUGGGCAGUUGGUGAGGACCGUGGCCUGUAUUUUAGAAUCGGUGUCAGCCCGUCUGAACCGAGCGGGAACGGCUGGAUUCCUGUUUCUGGCCAAUGGGGCAACAGUAAAAAGGUUUUUCCAGCCAGAGACUGCUGUGAGUUUAGUGGUCAGCUGACCGAGGCUUCACAAGGCUCAGUUCUGAGCUGCACUGACUCGGACUCGGAGUUAGGACCUCCUGACCCGCAGAGCAGCACAAAUGACACUCCGGUCCUGGAGGCAGCAGCCCCCUCUGUAGUCCCUCUAGGAGCUGACUCCCUGGAGGCAGAGGACACUCCUGUAGCCCCUCAACAGGAUGCCCCCAAACCCUUCAUCCCCGCCAGCGACAGCUUCAUCAACAGCCUGGUGUCAGACCGUGACAAAACAUCCACAUCGCAGCCAACCAUCACAGAGAUACCACAGGAGGAGGUCGAGGACAAGUCCCCGGCGCCGAUACACUUGACUCCUGAGGCUGCAGGACAUGAUGUCCCAUGGAUGAAUGUGGAUCUGGAGGGGGCAGAAGCAGCUCGGGGUGCACAGGUGUUGGGGCCUUCGUUGGCUGAUGGCGGUGCUGCUGCCACCUACACGUUGGGGACUCUAGAGACUCUGCAGGGGGUCGGAGAAGAGGAGGGACCUGUGUGGGCCUGGAUCUCCGGAGGAGGCUGUGACGUGGAUGUGAAUUCAAACAUCAGCUGGCUUAGUCCCACAGGUCCUCUCACCAGCUCUCUGUCAAUGACUCCAGUUCAGUCGGCAGCUUGGAGCGAGCAGCAGCAGCAGCAGGAGCACAGAGAGGAGAUCAGCAAGAAACCGCUGGAGAGAAGCAACUCGGUGUGGGUGCGUAAAGGUGCGUUGCGCUGGUGGCGAGACUGGAAGCCGCAACGCUGGGUGGAUGUGGGCGUCGCUCUGGAGCAGUCCACCAAGUGCGACGGCAGAAGGGACAGCAUUUUCUUCGUCUAUUACACACAGUAUGACGAGAAAAAGUACCUCCAUGUGUUCAUAAGCGAAGUGACAGUGCUGGUUCCAGUGCUCAGGGACUGCCACUAUGCCUUUGCUGUGUACACAGCCCAAAGGACCAAACAGAGGUGGCCUCUGGUUCUGGCAGCACAAACGGAAAAGGACAUGAAUGACUGGUUGUGCUUGUUGUCCGACUGCUGCUGUGAGUGUCGUGGGAUCACAGGUUCCCCGUCCAGACACGCCCUGUGGUCCACCACCUCAAAGGGAGACAUCAUGGUCCAUGAGCCGUCCUUCUCUCUGGAGGCCUCUGCCAACGCACUGUCCUGUGACCUCAUGUUCUGGCGGCAGGUCCCGGGACACCUGCGCUGCAUAGAGUCUAACAGUCUGGGGCUGGUGUGGGGCGUCGGGUGGGACGGCACCGCCUGGGUCCACAGUGGGCGCUACGGGCAACAGCCCACCCCUGGAGAAGCUGUUCAGACGCACCAGCAGACGGAUGUCAGGAGUGUACAUGUGUUUGAGAACCAGCGAUGGAACCCUAUGACAGGAUACACAGACAAAGGACUUCCCACAGACCGCCCCAUGUGGAGUGACGAAAGUGGCCUGAAAGAGUGCACCAAAGGAAACACACACCCGCCCUCCCCUCAGUGGUCCUGGGUGUCAGAGUGGACUGUGGACUACAACGUCCUCGGGGGGACAGACAAAGAAGGGUGGCAGUAUGCUGCAGACUUCCCUGUCACAUUUCAUGGCCACAAAACCCUGAAAGACUUUGUCCGGCGCAGGAGAUGGACGAGGUAA
Molecule: messenger RNA, 3033 nt
Organism: Paralichthys olivaceus (Japanese flounder)
Lineage: Eukaryota; Metazoa; Chordata; Actinopteri; Pleuronectiformes; Paralichthyidae
Gene: tecpr1b
Product: tectonin beta-propeller repeat containing 1b
Biological process (GO): autophagosome maturation
Cellular component (GO): autophagosome membrane; lysosomal membrane
Molecular function (GO): phosphatidylinositol-3-phosphate binding
Source: RefSeq, a predicted model, not a curated record